Messenger RNA from Fraxinus pennsylvanica, 1155 nucleotides. NCBI's taxonomy places the organism in Eukaryota, Viridiplantae, Streptophyta, Magnoliopsida, Lamiales, Oleaceae. The record is from the annotation of a GenBank genome assembly.
AUGAUGAAUUGUUGUAGGCCAAAUAGACGAAAAAGUUUCUCCCCUCCCAAUACUCCCCCUUCAUCUGAUAUUCCAUUACCAUCUGAUGAAUAUCAAGAAAUCCCAGAAAACAAAAAUGUAAAACAUGAAGUUUUACUGAAGAUUCAAGAAUGCAAGGUUUAUCUAAUGGAUGGAGGUGAAGCAUUAGAACUUGCUAAUGGAGAUUUUACGCUUUUUCGACUAUCGGAUGAAUGCGUUUCUCUUGCUACUACAAUCAAAAUUGGAGAUGAACUUCAAUGGCCACUCACAAAGGAUGAACCUGUGGUGAAACUUGAUGCCCUAAACUAUCUCUUUUCAUUGCCAAUGAAAGAUGGUAAGCCUUUGAGUUAUGGGGUGACUUUUUCAGAGAAGAUUAAUGGAGAGAGUUUGGGAAAUUUGGAUUCUUUUCUUAAAGAGCAUUCAUUGUUCUUAACUGGUUCUUCUUCAUCAAGAAGAAAGGAGGAGCUUAAAUGGAAGGAGUUCGCGCCGACAGUUGAUAAUUAUAACAGUGUUUUGGCUAAGGCAAUUGCAGGAGGGACUGGUAAGAUUGUUAAAGGGAUUUUCACAUGCAGCAAUGCUUACACAAACAUGGUGCAAAAGGGAGGGGAAACAAUUUUGAUUCGAGCAGUGGAGGACAAAAACUGGAAAUCAACAAGUGCGAGUAAAUACAAUAACAAUGGUUCUUCAAAGAAUGGAGCUGUCUACAAAAGCCUUAAACGUGUGAGGAAGCUGUCGAAGAUGACGGAAAAGAUGAGCAAAGCUAUGCUUGACAUCGUUGGCGUAGCAACUGGAUCAGUAAUGGCACCCGUGGUGGUUCGGUCCCAAGCCGGAAAGGCAUUUCUCGCCAUGGUUCCUGGAGAGGUUAUUUUAGCUUCACUUGAUGCAGUCGACAAAAUAGUAGAUGCAGCAGAAGCUGCUGAGAAGCAAACUAUGACAACAUCCUCUAGUGCAGUUACAAGAAUGGUUACUAACAGAUUUGGAGAGGGUGCAGGAGAGACAACAGAAGAUGUUCUUGCAACAGCAGGGCAUGUUGCAGGCACUGCUUGGAAUGUGUUUAAAAUAAGAAAAGCCAUAAAUCCUGCAUCAUCUGUUUCUUCAGGAGUGAUGAAGAAUGCAGCAAAACAAAGAAACCCAUAG